This is a messenger RNA of Dinoponera quadriceps, 1845 nucleotides long. RefSeq names its product aristaless-related homeobox protein-like (gene hbn). Gene Ontology annotation, molecular function: DNA-binding transcription factor activity, RNA polymerase II-specific; RNA polymerase II transcription regulatory region sequence-specific DNA binding. Lineage: Eukaryota; Metazoa; Arthropoda; Insecta; Hymenoptera; Formicidae. Bases 552 to 1448 code for a protein of 298 amino acids. The record is from RefSeq and is a predicted model, not a curated record. The transcript is spliced from 4 exons. Gene Ontology annotation, biological process: regulation of transcription by RNA polymerase II.
GGGCAAAAUAUUCCCCGCCCAGGCUUCAUUCAACCCCCAACUACGGGGUGGCUUUGGAUGAAAAGCACGCGCCCUCAUUGGCCGAGAGGCUAAUAUGGCGGUGUUAGGGGUUGCGAGGUGGGGCGCGUGUACGCGAUAUUAAGGGCUGCUUUUAUGUCCGACGAGCCAGUUCGUGGUGCGCCGUCGAUUGACGCAUUUUCCGUCGGGAGAAGGUGGAGGAGCGAAGCGUUGAAGCGCGCCCGAUGCUGCUCUCUCCCCUGUCGUCGUCGUCGUCGUUCUUCACCACGUCGAGCCUCGCGUUCGCAACCCUCGCGCGCAUUUCCCUCCGGUUGCUGCGGACGUACGGCGGCGGAAGGACACAUGGCACGGCGGGAGGUUCGAUUUGCGCGCGUGUCCGGAGAAUUUAUUCACCAGUGAUUCUCUCGUGAGCCGAGAGCACCGUGAAUCAUCGUCGAGACCUACGUCGGCCUGCGACGUUCGCGAGUCGCGAUAAUCCCUGCGUUACCCCGACGUCAGUGCCCGACGCGCCCGACGACUCUUCCACCUCAGGCAUGGCGCAGACUUACAAUCAGAAGAGGAAUGUGUACAGCAUCGAUCAAAUACUGGGUCACGAUAAGGACGAAGAUCAUGCGACGUCGUCCGAUGCAGCCGUUGAUGCUGGCGACACGGAACUCGGUCACCUGAGCGACCAUCAGAUCAACGACGGUCUGCACGAUUCCUUGAACUUGGGCGAAUCUGAUCGGCCGCGAAAAGUACGGCGUUCCCGUACUACCUUCACGACCUAUCAGCUGCAUGAGCUCGAAAAGGCCUUUGGGAACACGCAGUACCCAGACGUAUUUACCCGGGAGGAGCUGGCGAUGAGACUGGACCUCUCGGAAGCCCGAGUUCAGGUCUGGUUUCAGAAUCGUCGCGCGAAAUGGCGCAAGAAGGAAAAGGCGUUAGGCAGAGACACGAGUUUCAUGCAUGUCGAACAAGGCGGUGUGAGCGAGUUGUCCCUUCACGCGCGCCUGCUGCAGACGGCCAGCGGCGUUCCCGAUCCUUCGGGACCACCGACCGGCGCCUUUCCUUGGUUCAUCCCGCCGGUGUUCCCGCCGCCAUGGCCGGCGAGCGCGCCCAAGCUGCCGCCGUUGCAUGCGAUCCUGUCGCAGUAUAUCGGCCUGCCGUUGCCGCAAAACCUGGCGUCACUCGGCACGAUGCUGCCGGUCGGCCUGAAUCCGGCCGCUACGUCCUUGAACCACGGCAACGUGAACGGCCACACCCUAGGCGGCCACGGUCUGCACGGGCACCCUUUGAAUCUCGGCGGAGGUGUGCAGAGCAUACCGCAAAACCUGAGCUCGAAGCACGACAAGGACGAGGACUCGGCGUCGUCCGACGACGAGAUCAGGAAGCAGAGCGCGGAAGUGCUGAGAGUGAAGGCGGAGGAGGUGCUACGCAAGGCGGACAAUUAACUGUGAGAGCUUGCGGACUUUUGUAAAUACGUCUCCCCCUCCCCCGCCACCCCCGGGGCUCCUUCGUCGUGGACGACUUUGGCCGACCUUUCGGUACGAAGGAAUUUCGAUCCGGGUGUAUAGAGACAGCCGCGACAGGCUGUGUUUCCGUUUCGCGUUUUUUACGCGCGACAAGGAUCCGCAUGCUCAUCGAGGUGUGUUACGGGAUUUGUACUUCGUGGUCGCUCGCGCGACGUCGUCAGGCAUUCUUUUGAUCUGCGUACCGCGUCAUACAUGCUUCACCACUCCCCGGAUCGGAAAUUACACGGUUUUCGGUCGUCUUACACGUAUACGGAGGAAAAAAAAUUUCGUCGAAUUUAAUCAAAUGUUUGCGAUCGAAACAAAUUUAUUUCUUGGA